AGCAUGAAUUACAAAGACACAAUAGCAUAAUAAUAAUUAUGUGACAUAAUUAAAUAAAUGUAAUGGGUUCUCGUGACAGCGAGUUUCUCUCGAGUUUGGAUUCUGAACGCUCAAGCUCAAGUCCUACUACCACCCGCGAGUCAGGGCCGACGUCUCCGGUUGUUUCACCACUAGUUUCAACAUCUCGCGAAUCGCCGCCAGCCUCUCCAGGAGGAGGAAUAACAGAGUCUGAGGCAGGAGCCGUUUCCCCGCUAGUUUCACCAUUAGCUUCUCCGGUUGAAAGCGGUGCACCAGGAAGUUUUCAUCUGUAUCCACCUUCUCCUUCAACCUCAACAUCACGUGGAGGAGGUGACUUUUCAUCGUUGCAGAAGAAUCCGAAAUUCGUGCUGUCUGAAUAUCCUAGCGUUGCUGGAGGUGGAUUAGGAGAGCGAAACACGUCGGGGACGGCAAGCAAUAGAAGUCCUCUUAGUCGCUGGAACAACGAGAGCAGGGAACAAAGGGAUGUUGUUAAUUGGAGGACAACUUCCAGAUCGCUCAGUAAAGACCUACUGCCAGGACAGUACCAGUUACAUCAAUUCGUGGCACAACAUGGUCAAGAACCGGACCCUGCCCCUGCGACAUCUUCCACCUCAAACCUACUUCUUUCAAAUAUUAAUGAAGUCCAGUCGAGGACAAGAACGUCUGCGAGAUUCUCAUCAGCAUCGGGGUUCUCGUCGGAGGAAGGCGACGAGGCAACUGAGUCUGAGUAUGUGUCUUCAGCGUUGUUUCCGGGAUUCGAUCCGGCCGCAACGGAGGAAGAUGAACCAGUUUCUUGGAGAUCCGCAGCUCCAGACGAGAACAAGCACAUCGAUAUCACGGGUCGACUCCGUGAAAAAGCGUUUCAAAGAGGUACGCCUACAUCAAGUUUGUAUGGAGGAGGCGGCACCAUCAAUAAUAUGUUGCAGUCGAAUUCUGCCUUGGGAGGAGGAGGACAGCCACAGGAAAGUGGUGGUGGUUUAGGACCGACGCGGCUAGCAGUAACAACUAGUAGCGCUUCUCUUUCUGCGUCACAAUCUGCAAGUUCCUCUUCUAGUCGUGGUAUGUCGAAAUCGGCAGACGCGGCGUCAUCUUGUUCUCAUGACCUCGACGAUGCCUCGCAGCAAGAACCUACUUUGGAGGCAGUGCAACGAGCUCGAAUGAGAAAACGGCUUUUUUCCACACGACCACCCCUAGAGCCAGUAGACACAACAACACCUGCAGGAGAAGGGAUUCGUGCGGAUCCCCUGUCGGCGACGCCUGGAUUUGUAGGCGGGUCCACAGUAGUGGCUUCUUCCAGCAGCUCGAGCGGGUCUUCCGCUUCUUCUUUUCGUGGUCAAGCAACCUCUACCUCCUCUAUAGCACCAGCUACGAUCACUGAUCAACAAGGAAGGCUGUGGGCAGAGCAGCAUCGGUCGGGAGAGCAUAAAGCUAGGCAAUUCAUGGCUAACGAAUUCGUCCGUACACGGUCUAGCCUGAGACCCCUGACGAUGCCACGGAGGUCUUUUAGCCAGGUUGUGGUCGACAAUCUGAACAAAGCGCCGAGCUUGGUAAAGUAAGCCUUUUCUUAGUUUGAGCAUGUAUCACAUUUUUGGACCAUGUACUAUGGCAACAUCAGUUUUUGGAGCAUCCAUGGCAUGAAUCGCUCGUGGUCGCAUUUGUGCAGCACACCAUUAUAACAUUAUCCCAAUGACACCAUCGCACCAGGCCCUCGCCCCAACGCUCACAACGCCAUGGCAGAACGAAGUUUUAGCCGGGGUUUCUUCUGGCGUUGUUCAAGUGGUAAUAUGGAAUCCAUACGAUCGCGCGCUUUAUCUCUUAAGGCACAGAAAAACCCAACCCUUUACACAACCCAUUCUUCUCAUUCCCCUUUUACACAAGGGGAAUCCAUACUGGGUUGCUGGCGUAAGGUUGGGCUUUUCUCUUCGCUAAAUCUCUCGUCUGUCCACCAACGGCCCUUCUUCACACGCGAAAACUGGAUCCGCAGUGUCAGUGAUUUCAAUUAUGUGAUGAGAAGCAUGAAGUAGAUAGCGCAGUAUAUUCUUGAUGUGGUAUAGUUUUACUACAGUGCGUUGGGAAGUUCAACAAGGAUGAUCGACAUUAGUUCGAAGUUGAUUCGUGUUCUGCACUGUCUGCAUUGAAUUGCCAUUCUACCCAAGUUGAAUUUUAGGUUGUGUGGCUUCUUGAUAGUCUUACUGUUACCUCGUAUGGUGCAGCCGCUGUGUAGCCUUGUCCACAUGCACUGUAUCCGAAACCUAACCUGGUGCUUCGUAUCUCUAAUUCCCUCGCGGUCUCUUACCAAACCUGAUGCAACGAGUUAUUACCUACGGCAUGUACUUUCCUCUGGAGCAAGCCUGGGUCCGGAUUUUGCUUGGAUGUCUAGACAAGGGGCUAGAGGAUGCGAGUGCUUCGUUAUGGUGUGUUUUCGAUGAGGGGAGCCUUUAAAUGAAGCUCGUACGAGCACACGAGCACACGAAUACAGCACACACAUUCUACCCCAUUUUGUUCACUUCUAAUCAAAACAAUCGGAGGCUGGUCGAAGAUACUUCUCGUGGCACCACUGGCUGGACAGCUGACAGGCGCUUGCUCGGGCCUAGUGACGAACUACUUGUCACUCAUAAAAUACAAGCAAUAUCAACGCGAGGUACAGAGGAGUUUGUUGAGGUAUGAGGUAAUCGUAUUGUAGUUUUAGCAAUCUAGCCGGUUACAGUGUAAGGUCAGAGCAGUCAAAAGUAGCCGCGCCUCUACCGUUUGAAGCCCAAACUCAGGAAAUUACAAGCCCAGCUGCAGGGGGUGAGGCUGUGCAUUUUUUGCAAAAAUAUAGUCCGAAUACGCUCACAGGAUGCACGCGAAAUGAGUCAUUUUUAGGAAAUUUCAACCUCAUUUUGAGGGAUGGGCGCUCGCAAAAUUUCUAAAAUUUACUUCUUCUAACCUCCCGACCUGCAACGCAUCAUGCACACGCAAGGAACCUUAUCAAGGGGGUUAUUCGCGACCGUUUGUCGAGAUAGCGUGUUUUUAAGGCUUCUCCUGCUAAUCCAUCUCGAAAAAGCAUCUUACUAGGACUGUUCUAUAAGAGAAGAACGGUUCUUGUUCUUCUUUCAAGGUAAAAAAAUCCACUGUAGUCGAGCUCGAGAUGGAAGAUUAGGUUGAGCUCUUCUAAGAUUUGGCGGCGUUUUCACCUCACUCCGCGUCCUCUGGCAAAAUGAAGAGUAUCAAUUGGGCGUGAAUUUCGUUGCAGCGUCUCUGGCCACUAUUUGUAGUGGGCCUCUGAAUUACGCACGGAACCUGCAGUAUGCUGGUCAGCAGGGCGAUCGAAGGUUAAGGCCGCAGGAUUUAAUUCAUUGUUUUUUUCGAGGGAGGUCAUGAUUGUCUUCUAUUUUUUUCUUGAGAACUAAAUUAAUAAGUAUCUGAAGAAAUGUUGAUUGUUAUAUAUUGUUUUCAGCUCCUCUAAGAAGGACCAUUCGGAGUGUGAUGCAAGAGCUCGGGCAAGACGCGAGAGGGGGAGCAGCGGGUUUACGAGCUUUGACGCUGAAACUAAGGAUAGGUUGGGGGUCAGUCCGGGUUGGGCUGGGUAUGGCCAGUGGCAACUAUUUCUACCGCUAUUUUGAAGAAGUUUUUAAUGGGUAUCUGAGUUGGUGA
Messenger RNA from Amoebophrya sp. A25, 3654 nucleotides. NCBI's taxonomy places the organism in Eukaryota, Dinophyceae, Syndiniales, Amoebophryaceae. The record is from the annotation of a GenBank genome assembly.